UCCGCCCGUGUACUGAAUAGGGUCUUCUACUGCUUGCACGUGCCUUCCCGAAAUUGCUAAUGCAUAAGCAACUUAUAUGAACUCCUUUCGAUCCAUUGGCAGCACCACCUGAAAAACAUGGAGGGUCUAACAGGCGGUGCCGCCACCGAAAGUACCCCUCGUGCUCCUCCUCUACACACAGCUCAACGUCUCCAUAUUGUACCCUUCAACCGCAUCUUUGCCCUAGUUUACAUGUUUGCCAUCUUAGCUUUAUGUUAUCACCAUGCCCAAACACUUUACAACUCCACAACCCCAUUCUCUUUCUUUAUCACACUUGCCUUGUUUUCCUCUGACCUUGUUCUUGCUUUCAUGUGGUCAAGUGCUCAGGCUUCACGAUUAAAUCCAAUUAAACGAGAAGAAUUCCCUGAAAACCUUGACAAGGUGAUUAAAACAAGUGAUUAUCCAGCUCUAGAUGUGUUUAUAUGCACCGCGGAUCCUGCUAAAGAACCGCCCAUGAGUGUAGUGAACACAGCUUUAUCAGUUAUGGCUUAUGAUUAUCCAGUGGAGAAGCUUUCGGUUUAUGUAUCGGAUGAUGGUGGCUCUGCACUGACUCUUUUUGCUUUCAUGGAGGGCGCUAAGUUUGCUAGCUACUGGCUACCUUUUUGCAGGGAGAAUAACGUUAUGGAGAGGAGUCCUGAAGCAUAUUUUGAAUCAAAUUAUCUUCUUUCUUCUUCUUCGUCACAUGAGAUCGAGAAGAUUAAGAUGAUGUAUGAAAGCAUGAAAAUGAGAGUGGAGAAUGCUGUGGAGAGAGGGAAUGUUGAUGAUGAGUACAUCACCAGCGAUGAUGAACGUGAGGCUUUGAAUCAAUGGACACAUAAAUUCACUCGCCACACUCAUCCCACAAUCAUCAAGGUUUUGUUAGAAAAUAGCAAGAACAAGGACAUCAAUGGGCAUUUCAUGCCUAACCUUAUUUAUGUUUCUAGAGAGAAAAACAAGAAUUCACAUCACCACUUCAAGGCAGGAGCCCUGAAUGCCCUGAUACGAGUAUCAGCUGUCAUGACCAACGCACCAAUAAUCUUGACACUGGACUGCGACAUGUGUUCAAACGAUCCACGAACCCCUCUUAGGGCUCUAUGUUACUACUGCGAUCCUGAUAUGCGAACCAAAUAUGCAUUCAUUCAAUUUCCACAGCAUUUUCAAGGGACCAACAAAAAUGACAUCUAUGCUAGUCAAUUUAAACGUUUGUUUCUAAUUCAAGCCAUGGGGUUUGAUGGGAUAAAGGGUCCCAAUUAUGUUGGAACUGGCUGCUUCUUUUCUAGGGGAGCUUUCUCUGGUGGCCCGUCAAGUUUGAUCUUGCCAGAAAAUCCUGAGGGCAGUCCAGAGCAUGUGGCAGAUCACAAGUCCAUACAAUCACAAGAAGUUCUGUCAUUGGCAUAUCAUGUGGCAGGUUGCAAUUAUGAGAACCAAACCGCAUGGGGCUACAAGAUGGGCUUUCGAUAUGGGUCCUUGGUCGAGGACCUCUUUACGGGCUAUCGGCUGCAUUGUGAGGGCUGGAGGUCCAUAUUUUGCAACCCAAGUAGGCCAGCAUUUUUGGGGAAUGCACCAAUCAGCCUGACAGAUUUGUUGAAUCAGCAAAAGCGCUGGGCAGUCGGUGUCCUUGAAGUUGGCUUCUCAAAGUAUAGCCCACUUAUCUAUGGCAUCAGACAUUUGAGCCCUCUCAUGACACUUACUUAUUCACAGUAUGCGUUCUGGUCCAUCUGGUCCGUUCCAAUAGUCAUUUAUGCUUUUCUUCCCCAGCUCGCCCUGCUCAGCAAAGUUUCUAUAUUUCCAAAGUUUUCAGAACCAUGGUUCCUCUUGUAUGGAUUUCUUUUCCUUGGGGCAUAUGGACAAGAUCUUUUAGAUUUUUGCUUGGCUGGAGAAGGAACAAUUCAGAUGUGGUGGAAUGAUCAAAGGGUUUGGACAAUAAGAGGAGUAACGUGCUUAUUAUUUGGGUCUAUUGAGUUCUUCCUCAAAUGCUUAGGCAUUUCAGCACAAGGCUUCAACGUGACCAGUAAAGUAGUUGAUGAUGAGCAAAGUAAGAGAUAUGACCAAGGUAUUUUUGACUUUGGAGUGUCAUCGCCUAUGUUUGUGACAUUAUCAAUGGCAGCAUUGAUCAACUUAGUUUCAUUUAUUUGGGGGAUAGCACGAUUGGCCAAGGGCCACAAUUUUGAAGGACUGUUAAUCCAAAUGUUCAUAGCAGGAUAUGGGGUUGUGAAUUGCUGGCCAGUCUAUGAAGCUAUGUUCUUGCGGAAGGACAAAGGUAAAAUGCCUGCCAAGAUUACUGUCACUGCAGCAUUUCUUACAUGGGCCCUUUAUAUCAUAGCUUCUUUCAUUUUCAAGUGACAAGUGUUUGUUAAACCUUCUUUGCAUUUCUGUAUUUUAUUUGAUGCGAAAGAGGAAUAUGUGUACAUUGUCAUACUACAGCGACAGUACUCUCCUCGUAAUAUUAGACAAAGAUUGUGUACAUUUGACCUUUUCUAGAGUCAGCCUAGAAUGCGCCAAGCCUAAGGGAUUGAGAUGUUCCUGUC
Messenger RNA from Ricinus communis (castor bean), 2546 nucleotides. Its product is annotated as cellulose synthase-like protein G3. The transcript has 6 exons. The coding region runs from base 118 to 2361 and encodes 747 amino acids. The record is from RefSeq and is a predicted model, not a curated record. Gene Ontology annotation, molecular function: cellulose synthase (UDP-forming) activity; mannan synthase activity. Gene Ontology annotation, cellular component: trans-Golgi network; plasma membrane. Gene Ontology annotation, biological process: cellulose biosynthetic process; plant-type primary cell wall biogenesis. Lineage: Eukaryota; Viridiplantae; Streptophyta; Magnoliopsida; Malpighiales; Euphorbiaceae.